AUGCUUUGGGAGUCUCUGGCAAGGCAACAGCCACUGGCUGUGCUGAUUUUUGGAAUCACCACAAUCCUCGUUUACCACCUCUACCGCACGUACUCGAAACUGCAGCACAUUCCCGGCCCUCUCAUCGCAAAAUUCACCAACUUCCAUCGCUUUCUCCUCGCGCGUCGUGGCCACCUCCACCUAUACCAAGACCGCGCUCACCAACGAUAUGGCCCCGCCGUUCGUUUCGGGCCCAACCUAAGCAAUAUGUACCGCGCUUUCCGACCCUGGACCACUGAUGGGCUACUCCUCUCCGUCUUCACCGCAGAAGACGACGCGACAAAUCGGGAAAUGAAGCAACACAUCUCUGUGUAUUAUUCGCUCUCGUACGCUGUAUCCUCUUUUGAGCCAAGAAUGGACAGUGCUUCGCGAAUGUUCUUCGACGAGCUUGAUCGCCGAUUUGUGCCCACGAGAGCACAGUUCGACGUGACACAGUGGAUGAAAUUUCUAUCAUACGAUACCAUGGGCUUGAUGACAUUCUCCCGGCCAUAUGGUUACGUUCAGCAUGGGAGAGACUUACACGGCAUCAUGGAGGACGUGAAGAGGGCAAACCUGAGUAUCGGACCCAUGACGCAGAUACCAUGGGUCGAUUGGCUCUUGCAUAAGAACUGGGUAGCAAAUCUCUUUAAACGCGAAGCCAUUGCCCCUCUGCUGGACUACGUCUUGGCGCGUAUUUCAGAGCGUCGGGAAGAACGUCGGAAAAAUCCCAAAUCACCCUCCAAUGCAAAUAUCGACGGACCCAUUGCCGAUGGUGACUUCCUCGGGUAUUAUCUCAAUGCUCAGGAGCGAAAGGAUAAUGUGCCACUUCGAUUUGUGUCAACCUGGACUUUUGCCAAUAUUCUGGGAGGGGCGGACUCCACGGCUUCCAUGCUUCGAUCUGUGGUCUGCUUUUUAGUAGAACACCCAGACGCACUGGAAACGGUACGGGCCGAGCUGCGGGAUAAGCAACGCACUGCCACCGGGCUCACUCUACCUUUCCCACAAUGGCACGAGCUGCAGAACCUCCCUUUCCUAGACGCCUGUAUCAAAGAGUCACUUCGGCUUGACUCUCCAUUCUCUAUGCCUCUUGAACGAGUAGUUCCAGCAGAGGGAGCUACAAUCUGUGGUCACUUUUACCCUGGAGGCACCGUCGUUGGCAUGAGUCCAUAUAUCACUAACCGCUAUAAGCCGACAUGGGGUGAUGAUGCGGAUCAGUGGCGUCCUCAUCGCUGGUUGGAAGGCGAACCGUCGCAUAUCAGAAAACUUGAAGCCAGUCUGCUUAGUUUCGGGGCUGGGACACGAGGUUGUCUGGGCCAGCACGUCGCCCUUUUUGAAAUCAAGAAGUUUGUCACAGCGCUCUUCAUGAACUACGAUAUCGAUCUUGUCGAGCCUCGAGCUAAGUCCAAUCCGUACUACUGGGUCGUAUACCCAGAGAGCGUGCAUGCGACGGUUAGAAAACGCGAGAUCAAACAGUAG
Penicillium soppii is the source of this 1494-nucleotide messenger RNA. RefSeq lists its product as uncharacterized. The transcript has 5 exons. Bases 1 to 1494 code for a protein of 497 amino acids. NCBI's taxonomy places the organism in Eukaryota, Fungi, Ascomycota, Eurotiomycetes, Eurotiales, Aspergillaceae. Gene Ontology annotation, molecular function: heme binding; iron ion binding; monooxygenase activity. The record is from RefSeq and is a predicted model, not a curated record.